Molecule: messenger RNA, 1035 nt
Organism: Amborella trichopoda
Lineage: Eukaryota; Viridiplantae; Streptophyta; Magnoliopsida; Amborellales; Amborellaceae
Source: RefSeq, a predicted model, not a curated record
CACACCAUUUCACCAUGCAAACAAUGCAAACCCCCUCCCUCCUUUCUACCUCAUAUGCGAGAGUAGGAGGAAUUUAUCUUCCUAACGCACUUCUCAAACUUUUGCGAGUUUAUGUUGUUGUUAUUGUUGAUAUGGGUUCAGACACGUUGCCUUUGAUCGAAUUGAACAUUGUAGAGGACUUUGAAGCCAUUUUAAAUCCUGAAGGCUAUUUUUCUAUUUGUGGAUUUGGAUCUCUUCUUUCUGAGAGGAGUGCGAGGUCCACAUUUCCGGAGUUGAGGAAUUUUAGAGCGGCCAUCCUUCGUGAUUUUCGUCGCAUAUCUGCUCAUACCUCUGCUGUCUUCUAUGACCGUGGCAUCGCCAAUGUCGACACCAAGGAGAUAUCUAGUUUGAGUGUGGAACCCUGCCCCGGAGAGCACCUUAUCGUCACUGUCUUUGAAUUAAAGAAGUCAGAGGUAGCAUCUUUCAUGGCAAGGGAGCCUGAAUUUCGUUAUGUAGCAGUGGUGCCGGAGGGAUUUGAUGGGAUUCCUUUUCCUUAUCCAGCUGCGCUCUGUGCAUCCUAUGGCAACGAUGAAGAAUUUUUCCGCAAGAAAUGCAAAGGAAGCCAUGAGAUCUAUUACCAGUAUUUUGGGCGUCUCAAUAUUUAUAAGGUCUUUCGGGAGGAUAUCUUGCCAUGCCGUGUUUAUUUUCGACAUUGUAUCUUGUCAGCGAAGAGCCUUAGCGAAGCAGCGUACGAUAACUUCCUGGAGCACACCUUCCUGGCGGAUCGAAAAACAACAUUGAGAGAGUACCUCAACGGUGCCGGUUCAGGAAUCAUGGAAGAGAAACCUCCCGAAUCUGUCACGGGCCGAUAUGAUGGUUGACUGACUCUACAAAAUUAGCAGAGGAGGCAAGACUGAUGUCUAUCCAAAAUUUAGCAAGGAAAUUUGGAUGGACAGCCCUCUACAUAUUUAUAUGUAUUGGUUCUAAGUUCUUAAUUGUAUGUGAAUGGUACUGUAUGAAUGAGGUUAUUGUUAUGGGCAUAUCAAGCUUUUGGCA